Messenger RNA from Paramormyrops kingsleyae, 2998 nucleotides. The record is from RefSeq and is a predicted model, not a curated record. Lineage: Eukaryota; Metazoa; Chordata; Actinopteri; Osteoglossiformes; Mormyridae.
CGGAAAAUAGGAAUGUAUCACAAACUUCUGUAGUUAUUCAGCGGGUGGGGCAACAAGUUGUAAAAGGGACAGCACUAACGCUACCAAUAUUUCUCUGAAUUGCCACUAGCUCCCGAGUGAUCACUGUUUUCUAAACUGUCUAAAGAUGCCGAACAAGAGAAAGCACAACCGUCAUCAAAAAUCUAAAACGUCGCAGCCCAAACAAACUGCAUCCACCGCUGCGUCGCAGGUCUCCGGUGCCAAGCCCGCAGAAUCAGAGACAUCAUCGGCCUCUCCCAGUAAAGCCACUCCUUUAACCUCGCCGACUGGAAAAGCUGGUGCAGGCUCUGCUGCUGGUCCGGGGGAUGUUGGACCAGCCAAGGGGAAACAGGAAGGUGUUAAGCCUCAGGACACUACGCAAGGGAUGCCCAAGAGUGUAACCAUCUCAUCAAAGAAAGCUGAGUCACUUGAUCCUACAAAGCCUGUAGUAGCAGCUGGAGCAGCCAGUGCAAUUGCUGUUGGUGGAGUAUCUGCAUCAGCUGGGAAAGCUGCAGUCGAGGGGAAUAUGGAGGUGAAGUCCAAGGACGUACCCAUCGCCUCAACCAAGGCUGCGGCUGCAAAGUCUGCAGUUACCCAGGCGUCAGCUGAAGUCAAGCAAAGAUCACAAGAAAUGAAGCCCACAAAAACUGCAGAAACCCCCAAGAAACCCCUAAGCUCAGAUGCCGCUUUGGAUGCCCUCUCAGCUGGGUUUGACAGCUCUGCUGCGAAAAGUAAAGAGAAGAAGAAACCAGUAGUGGAGGACAUUGCUGCUGUUGAUGUCCUGUCAGCUGCAUUGUCAAAUGUUUCUCCGCCUCCUGCAGACAGUCAGGCCACACAGAAGAAAGCGGAGAUCAAGAAGCCGGCUGUAGGCGCUGGGUCCAGGUCCGAGGCUCCCCCUGCAGACAAGAAAGCCAGGAUGCACGAGGAUGCUGGGCCUGCUGCACCAAAGCCUUCUGGGGAUCCAAAGACCAAGAAGGAAGAGGACACUUCCAUGUCUGCAGAUGCUCUCAGUGCUUUGGAGGACCUGCUUCCUUCUGCAGAGCCUGAGCCUGAACCUCCCAAAGUACAACCAAAGGACAUCGUCACGGAGGCCAAGCUGAAGUCUGAGAAAGGAGUGAGAGUCGGAGAGAGGGAGGACACUCUUCCGCCAGAGUACCGAUUCACAGAAGACAAACUGAAAGAGUUUCCUGCCCCCAAGAAAGAGCCCUCACUGGACUUUGAAGAUGUUGUUACCCCUGGAGUGGCUCCAGUUGUCCAGGCUGCCACUGCACAUCCUCCACCAGCAGGGCGACAGUUGUCUGAAGGCACAGCCAGUGCACUGGAUGCCCUGUCAGACACCCUCACAGAUGACACCCCAGCUCCUGCACCCACCCCCGUGCCUGCCAAAAACAUCGUCAAGGAGAAAACUGCCAUUGAAGAGAAGGCAGUAAAGACAGGAGAGAGAGAUGACAGCCUCCCACCUGAGUAUCGGCCUUCAGAGAAAGAUAUCCUGGCGAAGAAGGAUGUAAAACACGUCGCUCCUAAACAGCCGUCCUUGGAUGACGCUACAGCUCUUGGUCUUCUUUCCUCCGACUUUGAUGCCCCGGCUGCUCCAGCUGCCCCUGCUGCUCCAGCUGCUUCAGCCCCAGUUACCAAAGCUACACCAGCUGCUGCUGUUCCCAAAGUUACAUCUACAACCACACCUGCAGUUCAGUCUUCAGAAAAAGCUAAACCUAAAGCUGCCUUAGUAGAGCCAACCCAGAAGGCAGCAGGUGCUGUAAUGGACGCCUUAUCAAGUACCCUGUUGCCCGAUGUCCCCGCAUUCAAGCCCAAAGCAGCUCCCACAGACGAGAAGGCAGAGGUCACAAGUAGCAACUCAAAGAGUAAACCUAUGAAACCAAAAGUUAGUGACAACUCAACCCUUGAUGAUCUGAGUGCACAGUCACAGUCAGAUGUUGUAACUUCAUCAGCCACUAAGAAAGGCAGUAAAAGUUAAGCCUCUCAGGUUGUGAUAAACGCUUCCUGAUAUCAAAAGCCUUUUGCUGGAUCCAAAGUCACAUCAAUAUGGAAUACUGCUUACAUUGUUCUGUAGAAGGUGAAAAAUAAUUCUCAAAUAAAUGAUUAGGCAACUGUUUUCUUGCUUGUUACUAAAGAAUGCAUGUAAAAGCCCUUAGCACCCCACUGCCUUAUACAUUUUUAUAGUAAUAAUAAACUGGGAGUUUCUUUAUGGUUCUUUAGAAAUAAUAUAUAUAUUAAAAUGGCUGAGAUGUAACAUGUAUAGUCAGUUCAGUAUUCACUGAAUAAAAUUAAAUAAUUUCCUGAAUAAAAUUAACAAAAAAGUGAGUGUAUAAACUGAACCUAUAUAGGUAAUAAUUCAGAUGUUCUGCACAAGGGUUUUGGGACACAUUACAGAAACAUUGCGGGUAGCGUGUAUGUUAUGGAAAGUGUAAUGUGAAUGUGAACAGAAUGUUUUGGGUUUCAGUGGAUGCUGUCGUUUAUCUUGAUGGGUGGUGGAAUAUUUGUUUUGUACUUAUUCAAUAUGACACUAUUGUACAGCUCAGUGUGUUCUGGUAUGGUUUACAACACAAAUGACCUUAAGCGAAAUUACCUGAUUAUUUUUAUUUUGAUCAUGUUUGAUUUACAUUUGUGUUACACACCAUUUUAAUAUGAGGGUUGUCUCAAAAAUAGACUGAGACAGAAUAAUGAGCUGUCCAAUUACUUUUCAAGCUCCCCAUCUAUAUAUCCUGUUAAUAAUACUUUCAGGGAUUGUUUACAUGAAUUGUUUAAGUGCCUAAACAAAUCUAUGCUUUGGUUUCUGAAGGAAACCAAAUAUGCCCCCUCUGGGCAAUUAUACACAGACACUUCAGUGGGGAUAGCACUGUACAUCAAAGUUGUAGUACUUUAGUUCCUCUGCCUGCUCCUGUUGUACUGAAUAUAUAUUUCACUGUAGUAGAGACCUGAAUUAAAUGCAAAUAAAAUAUGGUGUAAGAACACUUCUCAA